AUGGCGCCGCUUCGGCGUAUGGCCUCGCUUCGCUACCUUCAGGUAUCAUCCUACGAAGUUCAUCCCGGAUGGCCUCUAUGGUCUCCUCGAGUGGUUGAGGAGGAGAAGGGUGAUGGCUCAACUUGGUUGGUUGCCAGAUUGUUGCAUUUCUUGAUUGGACUCAAAAGGCUUGAGUUUGUCGCCAGUUGGAAGGUGCUGGUGAUUUUUGAUGUGGUUGGAGAAAUUCGUAUGGAUGAAGGUUUGAAGCAGUCGAGAAAGAUGAAGAUCCAGGCCACGCUCACCUUCCAGGUGCAUCGUCAACACCUCUGCGACCCAGGCUUCUGGGCCAUGGCCUUUGGGCAAUGGGUCCCCAACGCCACGGAGUAUCACCGCGCGGAGGUGCCCGAGCCGCCGGUCGGGCUUCGGGUGGUCGAUCCUCCGGGCUCACCGCCAUCUGGGAGCAACCUGCGACUUUUGUGGGGCUCUUUCGAAUUGGACAUGGAUGUGCUCUAUGACGUGUUAUUGCCGUGGUUGGCGGGCGUGUCCUUUGGCCGUCUCACUGAGAAGUUGGAGACUCCCAGUGAUGAGGGCAGGUGGCGUACACCAUGUGACUCGGUGAAAGGGGGUGGGCUGGGCACGGGGGGAUGGUUUGGAUGCGCCAAGUGGAGCUCAGAUCAUGAACUUCUGUGUCCAGGGUUUUUGUAA
Messenger RNA from Durusdinium trenchii, 684 nucleotides. The record is from the annotation of a GenBank genome assembly. NCBI's taxonomy places the organism in Eukaryota, Dinophyceae, Suessiales, Symbiodiniaceae.